UGGUAAAUAAAAAAAAAAUCAACGUUUUUGUUGUUAUCUCUGUGUGCUCCAUCGUCAGGCCAGAUUGCAAGUUGCGUGACGGAAAAAAUGUUGAAAAUUGUGUGAUUAUUAUAUACCCGACGAUCAGUGGCCACUAAAAUUGCUCGUGUUCACCCCACCCAAGCGGCCGCAUCGACGACGACCACCACAGCGAUGGAAUGCGAUGAUGCGGCAGUCGAACGUCAGAAGUUAGUCUCAAACGACGAGGAGGACGACCAGGCAACUAUCACCAAUCUAUCCUCAAGUGGACAGGCAAAAUCCAUCCAAACACCAAUUUCUCCCGUGCUCAGCAGCAAGGUAUUCUCGAGCAGUGAAACGAGUCGCAGUCACAAUUCUACCAGUUACACGGCCAGCAUCGGGAAAGCGAUUCAAAGUGAUGCCCAUCCUACAGCCCGGUUGAACUAUGUCAACGAGCGUCGAGCUGGGCAGGAUGCAAAAGCAAAACCGAAGAAGGUUCAAAGGGAUCUCACACCGUCCAGUGUGAUCAGUUCUAUCGACAGUAGUAGUCUUCCGAUCAGCUCGCGGCUUUACCGCCAACAGCAGAAAUCGUCCAAUCAGUCGCUGGCCAGUAGCAGCAGUUGGCAAGCUUCUUCGAAUGCAGCUACCGCCAACAGCAGUUCGAUUAGUUUGAAUAAAAGCUACAGCUUUACCUCGCGUCCACUAAAGCACCAUUCUUUCGUCUCAGAAGUACCGGACGUUCGGCACAUGGAACGAGCCCUGCUCGGACUGCUCGACGACUUUCACUCGGGCAAGCUGAAAGCGUUCGGUUCCGGUUGCACAAUGGAACAGAUGACAAGCAUUCGCGAGCAACAAGAAAGUCUCGCUAAACUCCACUUUGACCUGGGCAACGAGUCGUCCUCGGCGGCCGUCGGAAACAAUGCCGGCAACAGUGAGGUGCAGUCCCAAAACAACAUGAAAAAGCUGGUCGCCAAACUAGAACAACUUUCUUUCUCUAUCGAGAAACUCCACUCCAGCAAGACGGAACCGUAGACCAUCGGAUGUUUUAUUUCGGUGCAUUUAGGGUAACAUUAUAAGCGUAAUAAUAAUAACCGUAAUAGUAGAAAAACAACAAUCGAGUUGGAGUAGGUGCUAUUAUAAUCGAAACGCAAUCAACCAAGUUCUUUCUUUCUGGUUUCAAAACGUUCGAAGUUUAUUUUUAAGUUAUUAUUCUGCAAUUACAUAAUUUAUCAAAAGGAACAAUUCGACGAAAAUCAAAUGAAACGUUUAAGUUUUCAUAAUACAUGA
Molecule: messenger RNA, 1284 nt
Organism: Topomyia yanbarensis
Lineage: Eukaryota; Metazoa; Arthropoda; Insecta; Diptera; Culicidae
Product: coiled-coil domain-containing protein 28A
Exons: 4
Coding region: 193-1029 (278 amino acids)
Source: RefSeq, a predicted model, not a curated record